AUGUGUGCCUUCUCUGUCAGUGUCCUCCAAAACGACGCCGUUGACUUCAAGCCUACGCUUCCCCGCUGGAAGAGAGAAGCCAUUCAGCAGAUACAGAUGGGAACAUACACGAAAAUCUUUAUGCAGUUCAACGAGGCGUUUUGGCCCGAGGACACACAGUACUUCCUGUACGCUGACCCAGAACAACGCGGCUGCUACCCAUUGUUUUGGUCUCUGAGUACACCGGGUUUCAUUCCAGGGUCAAAUAUCCUGUUUGGCACAGCUGUGCAACAGCAGGCUUACGAAGCUGAGCAACAGUCAGAUUCAAAGACCAAGAAGGAGAUCAUGAAGGUACUGCGUUCUAUGUUCCCCGAUAAGGACGUUCCCGAGCCCACCGCAUUUAUGUUACCCGAUGGAGUAUGGAAGAGGGGUCGUACCGGUCCUAUAUUAACUGGCCCGUUGAUCAGGCUCGUACGUGUGCUUCCGCCUUCACCCCAUGACACCCGCCUUUCUCUCGACCUCCGCCACGGCUACAUCGAAGAUGGAACCUACUCGGCACUCUCAUAUGUUUGGGGCGAUGCAUCUGAGCAGCAGUACAUUCUUGUCAAUAGAGUGUUAUUUCGUAUACGCAGGAACCUCUACCAGGCCUUGAUGCAACUUCGCAGUAAUGGCGUCACCGGAUGGCUCUGGAUUGAUAGCAUAUGCAUCCAACAGAAGAAUAUUGAUGAGAAGAGCUAUCAAGUCGGGAUGAUGAGAGAGAUUUUCAGCAGUGCGUCUCGUGUGUACUCAUGGCUAGGCGAAGGCACACUCAGUACCGAUGCCGCGAUGGACUUCUGUGCUCGCAUCGGACCGAAAGCCUUUAAGAUUGAAAUCGACAAAAGAUUUGAUGCCUAUCUUGUUUCCUACCUUAAGAAGCUCUUUGCCUAUCCCAAAGACCCUUUUCAUUUGAACCUCGAGGUCAUUCGACCAUUUGUUUCUAAACCCGAAUUGGCGACCUUUUUUGUCGGCCUCAUACAAGACACUUGCCUCAAACCGCAAAAGUCGGGUUGUAACGACAUAUCAAAAGGACUGUAUGACAUGAUGGGGCGGACGUAUUGGACGAGAAUCUGGAUCAAUCAAGAAGUUGCCCUAGCGAAGAGCGUCCUUAUCAUGUGUGGAGGCAAAUCGGCGUCACUGGAGUUCAUUGAGCAGACACUUAGGUCACUUGAACUCUGUAGCCGCUUGUACAGAUUUAUGCCUCUAGAUGCCUCAAGAGAUCUCUUUCAUAUGGGUUCACGGGGCAUUUCUAUAAAAUUACCUAUCUUGACGCGGCGUUUGUAUCAACAAGGGCAAAAGAUACCAUUGUCACGGCUACUUUGUCAUGGCCUUUCAGGGCCUCCUCCGCAAUUAUAUACCGCAGCCGACCCCAGAGAUCUUAUAUUCGCCCUCCUUGGAGUCAUAACUGAAAAUGGCAAGUUAGGUCUCAAAGCCGACUACCGUUUGUCGGUGAAAGAGGUAUUCACUGUGGCAACAAGGGCCAUGUAUGAAUGUGAUACAGACCGCCUUGACAUAGAUCUAUGCAUGCCGAGCGAAGAUCGACAGGAUGAAAUACCGUCGUGGGUGAUUGACUGGCGCAAAGGUGGACCCAACGGCUGCCAGAUGUGGCCCAUCAACCCUACAAGAACAAUGUAUCAUGCAUCUGGGAACAUUGAUAAUCCCGCCCCAGUAUUUCUUGAUGGCGAUAAUCAGUCCGGUAUCCUUCGCAGAUAUGGGUAUUUAGCGGAUUCGAUAACAGACGUAUGGCAAGGCGGUGAGGACUGUUCUGCAUAUGUCCCGGGAGAGAGUGAGAAUGAGAAUUUGCGCCGAAUAUCAUCAAUCAUCGACUUUGUACAACUGCCAGAAACCUCCGGACCUAGUGAGGACUAUGUGUGGAGGACUCUCCGAUCUCGUGAUGCAGCUUUGGAGGAUAAUCAUCCCAAAGUUCGUUCACUCAUUCGUUCUGUGAUGCGACAGGAAUCAAUAAGCAGCGAAAGUCUUACCGCCUCGCAGAUUGCUUACCUAGACACAGUGCCAUUGUCAUUUUCAGAAUCACCAAACUGGACUUUAGCUGAAAAACUUCCCCAUGCAGUCGACCGAAUCCAACGCGGUGCCUUUUUCGCAAUGCAAGGGAGAUCUCUAUUCAAGACACAGAAGGGGAUGUUUGGCCUAGGUCACGAGUAUAUACAGCCAAAGGACGUCGUAACACUUCUUUUUGGCACUGGUCCUCCCAUUGUACUCCGUCCACGUGAUGAGGGAGGUUUCACCUUUGCAGGAGAUGCGUAUGUAGAUGGAAUCAUGCAGGGAGAAUUUCUCCAAACGAACCCUGUUGAACAAGAAUUCGUUAUAUACUAG
Messenger RNA from Fusarium tjaetaba, 2349 nucleotides. RefSeq names its product heterokaryon incompatibility protein. Gene Ontology annotation, molecular function: oxidoreductase activity. The record is from RefSeq and is a predicted model, not a curated record. Lineage: Eukaryota; Fungi; Ascomycota; Sordariomycetes; Hypocreales; Nectriaceae. The transcript is spliced from 3 exons. Bases 1 to 2349 code for a protein of 782 amino acids.